Molecule: messenger RNA, 1345 nt
Organism: Bolinopsis microptera
Lineage: Eukaryota; Metazoa; Ctenophora; Tentaculata; Lobata; Bolinopsidae
Product: cyclin-dependent kinase 1-like
Exons: 7
Coding region: 23-958 (311 amino acids)
Biological process (GO): mitotic G2 DNA damage checkpoint signaling; G2/M transition of mitotic cell cycle; protein phosphorylation
Cellular component (GO): nucleus
Molecular function (GO): cyclin-dependent protein serine/threonine kinase activity; ATP binding
Source: RefSeq, a predicted model, not a curated record
GAAUGAUUAUUAUUUAGUAGGUAUGGAAAGUUACCGUAAGAUAGAGAAAGUGGGUGAGGGUACAUACGGCGUAGUUUAUAAAGGAGAACAUAAACCAACAGGGACUACUGUCGCUCUUAAGAAAAUCAGGUUACAAGCUGAUGAUGAAGGUGUUCCUUCUACAGCUAUACGAGAGAUCUCAAUGUUAAAGGAACUCAAACACUGCAACAUUGUCGGGUUACUGGAGGUAGUGAACGAGAACAAUGUGCUGUACCUCGUGUUCGAGUUCCUGACCAUGGAUCUCAAGAAGUAUAUAGACACCAUCCCACGUGACCAACAGAUGGACGCUAAACUUCUCAAGAGUUACACGUAUCAGAUACUACUGGCUAUCAAGUACUGUCACAGUCACAGAGUGCUACACAGAGAUCUCAAACCUCACAACCUGCUCAUAGACAAGAAAGGAAUCCUCAAAGUUGCUGAUUUCGGUUUGGCUAGGGCGUUUGGUGUUCCAGUUAGAGCCUACACCCACGAGGUAGUUACGUUGUGGUACAGAUCCCCGGAGAUAUUGUUAGGACAGUUGAGGUACAGCUGUCCGGUCGAUAUGUGGAGUGUGGGAUGUAUAUUCGGAGAGAUGGCCAACAAACGGCCUCUUUUCCACGGAGACUCUGAAAUCGACCAACUCUUCAGAAUUUUCAGAACUAAGGGAACUCCUAACGAGUUGACCUGGCCAGGAGUCACUGAACUGCCCGACUACAAACCUACGUUCCCGAGCUGGCCCAUUUCCGCCCUGAAGAACGCCUGUCCACGUCUGGACGAACAAGGACUGGACCUUCUCGAGGCAAUGUUGGAGUACCAGCCAGCUAAUAGGAUUAGCGCUAAACGAGCUAUAAACCACGCUUACUUCGACGACUUAGACAAGAGCCAGCUCCCAGACGAAGAGAUAUCUUACUACCGGUCUCACCUUCAAGCAGAGCAUUAGUUACCAUGGUUACUUGUUACUCAGUAACCAAACUCCAACCAGGACACUCAAGAUAGCUUCUUUUUCAGACAAUUUUUAUCGUUUUCAAAUUACAUAUUUUGUAUUUUGGGCAGGCCUAAUUUAGCGUGUACAUCUUUUUGAAGUAUCUAUUUUAGUAGGGAGAUACUCCUGUAGUAGAUAGAAUACUGUAACUCUGAGAAUUAGAUCUUUCUCAAGUAAUAGAACAACAGUUAAAUGCUUUAAACUUAAGUUUGGGAAUGAUCUUCAAACUGACGAAGUUAUCACAUAUAAUGACAUAUUACACGCAUUGUUUUUGUAAAUUGUAUCUUACAUAAUAUAUUAUUGUUAUUUGUUAUAAAUAUUGAAUGUUACAUGAAAUUUAUAAAA